Coregonus clupeaformis (lake whitefish) is the source of this 727-nucleotide messenger RNA. Its product is annotated as 40S ribosomal protein S3a-like. The transcript has a single exon. Gene Ontology annotation, cellular component: cytosol; ribosome. The record is from RefSeq and is a predicted model, not a curated record. Gene Ontology annotation, molecular function: structural constituent of ribosome. The coding region runs from base 89 to 712 and encodes 207 amino acids. Gene Ontology annotation, biological process: translation. Lineage: Eukaryota; Metazoa; Chordata; Actinopteri; Salmoniformes; Salmonidae.
GCUGACCAAAGGCAGCAAAAAAGGUGCCAAAAAUAAGAUUGUCGACCCUUUCUCCAAGAAGGACUGGUAUGAUGUCAAGGCACCCGCAAUGUUCAACAUCCGCAACAUUGGCAAGACAUUGGUCUCCAGGACUCAGGGAACCAGAAUCGCCUCCGAUGGUCUGAAGGGACGUGUGUUCGAGGUGAGCCUUGCUGACCUGCAGAAUGAUGAGGUGGCCUUCCGCAAGUUCAAGCUGAUCUCAGAAGACGUGCAGGGCAAGAAUUGCCUGACUAACUUCCACGGCAUGGACCUGACCCGUGACAAGAUGUGCUCCAUGGUCAAGAAGUGGCAGACCAUGAUUGAGGCCCAUGUGGACGUGAAGACCAUCGACGGCUACCUCCUGCGUCUGUUCUGCGUUGGCUUCACAAAGAAGUGCACCAACCAGAUCAGGAAGACAUCGUACGCCCAGCACCAGCAGGUCCGUCAGAUCAGGAAGAAGAUGAUGGAGAUCAUGACCCGUGAGGUCCAGACUAACGACCUGAAGGAAGUCGUCAACAAGCUGAUCCCUGACUCUGUUGGCAAGGAUAUUGAGAAGGCCUGCCAGUCCAUCUACCCCCUCCACGAUGUCUACGUCAGGAAGGUUAAGAUGCUGAAGAAGCCCAUGUUUGAGUUUGGCAAACUGAUGGAGCAUUGCAGCCAAGCCCUCAGGGGACGACACCGGGGCGAAGGUUGAUAGGGCCGACGGCUA